UUGGAGUCUAAGGACCCUUAUGACCAUCUCCGAGUGUCCUCCGGGGCACAGAGGAGGGUGCCGCUGGAAUCAUCUUCCUCCUUGAUGCCACCAUCCUUUCCUCCUGUUUUACCCACAGUACCAGAUAGUAUUACCAACUUUUCCCCUCCCCCAGUGUCUUACAUCACUUCCCAAGAGAUGAAGUAUGUUCUUCACUGGUUUGCCGGUUGGUCAAGUCCCCAGCGUGAAUGUUUCAUACAGGACCUGGUAGCUAAGGCUGUACCAGGAAAAUUACAGCCAAUACUGGAUGGUCUGGAGCAGGUUAGUAUGUCUGGGGCAAACCGACCACCUUGUAUCUUUGAGUGCCAGCUACGUCUUUGGGAUCAGUGGUUUCGAGGUUGGGCUGAGCAGGAGCGCAAUGAAUUUAUCAGGCAAUUGGAGAUCAGUGAGCCAGACUUCGUGGCAAAAUUUUACCAAGCAGUGGCUGUAACAGCUGGCAAGGACUGACAGGCAUUCAGAUCAAAGAAGAUAACCGUAGAUGGUGGAGUCAAGCCCGUGACUCUCCAGCGAGAACUCAAUUCACAUGUGUCACAUGCAAGUCUGGGAGUGGUAUUCAGAUCAACUGAAUGAACUUGCCUGACCAGCACAGCCAUGGUCAUCUUGGCAUUAAUAACGUGUCAGUGGGACUCCAUCUAAGUGUAAAUGUUAUUCAUCUAAGCAAAUACAGAUCAUCAGUCUGUCUUCUAGUUUGCUUCUUUCCAAGAGAUGCCAAACCCUCUAGAAUUUGAUUACCUAUUUUGGAACUGUACCCAAAAGAACUU
Nycticebus coucang (slow loris) is the source of this 800-nucleotide messenger RNA. RefSeq lists its product as uncharacterized. The transcript has a single exon. The annotation marks the transcript as partial. The record is from RefSeq and is a predicted model, not a curated record. Lineage: Eukaryota; Metazoa; Chordata; Mammalia; Primates; Lorisidae.